Molossus molossus (Pallas's mastiff bat) is the source of this 3459-nucleotide messenger RNA. It is a transcript of the gene ETV7, whose product is annotated as ETS variant transcription factor 7. Gene Ontology annotation, biological process: regulation of transcription by RNA polymerase II; cell differentiation. Lineage: Eukaryota; Metazoa; Chordata; Mammalia; Chiroptera; Molossidae. Gene Ontology annotation, molecular function: DNA-binding transcription factor activity, RNA polymerase II-specific; sequence-specific DNA binding. Gene Ontology annotation, cellular component: nucleus. The coding region runs from base 224 to 1249 and encodes 341 amino acids. The transcript is spliced from 8 exons. The record is from RefSeq and is a predicted model, not a curated record.
GAUAGCGAUUACCGGAGCGCCCUGCGCGCCUGCUCGCCGGGAACCGAGCGCACGCUACUGGCACUCGGUGAAAGAGAUUUCCUCCCACGAGACAUCUCAGCUCUCCGGGCCAAGUUAGGGGUUUGGGAAGGGAGGGUCUGGCAGCUCCGGCCUGGCGCCCAGCAGCUGCGGGCUUUGCGCGCUCACCACGGACAGCCGGGCGGCUCCCACGCCUCCACCUGUAAUGCAGGAGGGAGCAUUGGCCAGUCCUCCUGUGAGCCCCGUGGCAGCCCCGCCACCUCCAGGCACCCAGGCCCAAGCCAGGUGCGAAGCUCGAGGGGACCUGCUGGACGAGGAGGGGAUCUGCAGGCUGCCAGGAAGGCUCCGGAUCCAGCCUGCGCUCUGGAGCCGCGAGGACGUGCUGCACUGGCUGCGCUGGGCCGAGCGCGAGUACUCCCUGCAGCGCACCCGCGAGCACGGCUUCGAGAUGAACGGCCGCGCGCUCUGCAUCCUCACCAAGGACGACUUCCGGCUGCGCGCCCCGGGCUCAGGUGACGUCCUCUAUGAGCUGCUCCAGUACAUCAAGACCCAGCGGCAAGCCCUGGUACGUGGUCCUUUUUUCGGGAGGGCCUUCAGGCCGAAGAUGUCCAGUCAGUACUGCCCCUGCCCCCUGGAAGAUGGGACCAGGCUGUCUCCAGUGGCUCCCCAGCGAGGCCUCCUGCAGCAGCCACCAGAUCUGGAGCUUACCAACUCCUUGAGCCAUCUGGAUGGCCCUGGCCUGGCCAGGUGUACCCUCAGCAGGGAGGAGUCCCGCGACUUAUCUCACUGUGCGGAGCUGGGCUGUAGGACUGAGGGAGUCUGCUCUUUCCCCAUGAUGCCGCAGGCCCCCAUCGACGGCAGGAUUGCAGACUGCCGGCUGCUGUGGGAUUACGUGUACCAGCUGCUCUCCGACACCAGGUACGAGUCCUACAUCAGGUGGGAAGACAAGAAUGCCAAGAUCUUCCGAGUCGUGGAUCCUAAUGGUCUCGCCAGACUCUGGGGAAACCACAAGAACCGGGAGAACAUGACCUACGAGAAGAUGUCACGGGCCCUGCGUCACUACUAUAAGCUGAACAUCAUUAAGAAGGAGCCGGGGCAGAAGCUGCUGUUCAGAUUUCUGAAGAUCCCCGGGAAGAUCACCCAGGACAAGGGCAGCCGCCCGGAGCAGCUGCAGGGCGAGGAGCAGGGCAAGAUGGGCUUCAAGGCAGAGACACUGGAAGUCUCUCCAUGAGGGGCACGUGGACUCUAGGCGCUGGGCACUGAUGGGAUGGAGACCGGGUCUCUCGUGACGUAGCUAGCUGCAGGGUGUCCUCCCUCUCCCAGGGCAGCAGGGACGGCCAGGCGGGCUCUGCUCGUUCAGGAUCUGUUGUCUGGGACCUUAAAGCUGCCCGAGGGCCUGGGCUGGCUGAGAACUGGGAGGCUCACAGCCAGGACAUUGUGGGGGCAUCAGUCUUUGGGUAGGGCAGCCCUGGGCCUACGCGGGGCACAGGGCGUGGACUCGCUCUCUGCCUUACCCCUGGCUACCUGCCCAGCUAGGGAGAGGCAGCUGGGUGCUGAGAGCAUCCAGCCCAUCUCCUUCAGUUGGCAGAGGGAGGGAGCAGAGGUCCCUCACUGAGGCGCAGCUGGCCUCAUCUGUCAAAGGGGCUUGCUCAUGAAAUCACGCCCUCGGGGCUGAUGUAUGAACAGGACUAAAGGAUCAUUGCUUUGUCAGCCUUAGUGAUAAUAAUACCUGACAUCCAAGGGCUUACUGUCUGCAGGCCUUGUGCUAAGGGUUCUUCCUAUUUUUUAUCUCAUUCAAUUCACACAUCAGCCCCGUGAGGUUUAACGGCUUGGAAACAGAGGCAGAGACUCCCAGAACAGGGGUGUCUCUCCAGAACCCAGCGCUGUUGCCUGUUUCCUGUGACUCUGAGUGUCUUGGGCGCUUCUCAAGCAGAGACCGGGGCCCUACCUCUCUGCCUCGGCUCUUGGCGGAACAAUCCCCUCGUCCACGGUUUUUCUUUUGGUGACUCUGUGACUAUGGCCCAAUGAAGACUGCCACCCCCUCCACCUGUGGCUCCCUCUGCUCCUGCACCCGUCUCUGCCAUGUGACUUUGGGCAAGUUGUCCCACCUCUCGGGAGCCUCAGUUUUCUCAUCUGUAAAGGGGGGAUGCUGCCCUGCCGGACCUCUCAGGAGAGCCGGAAAGCUCAGUAAGAGUGUCCCUGCGUGCUCAGGGCGUACCCGCUCUGUGGGGCGCUCACUCCGCGUGAGCUAAGAGAACGGCGAACUGAGAGCUGCUCCGAAGCCUGAGAAGGCCUGUGCCGUGGUUUCAGCUUCUCUCCGCUCCCCAGCUUCCCAGCUCCCCGCCCUGGCUGGGGCCUCCUGGGCCGGUCGGAGCCUCCGCCCUGCACCACGGAGGAGCUUGGGGAGAACUCGCAGGGGGUGCUUCACUUAUCAAAAGCAGAACUUCUUGGGUCUUUGUCUUCCUUGGAAGGAGAAACCACCUGUGCCUUCAGCAAACCCUGUCUGGCUUAGCCUGAGUUGGCCUGAGUCACUGUACAGGGAAACUGACGGUUUUUGGAUCUGGGGACUCAAAGCUCUGACCACUUGCAAGCAGGGAAACUCCUGGCUGAGUCCUGUCUGGGGCUCUGACAGUUGCACACCCAGACGGGCCAGGCAGGGAUCUUACCCUUCCAUCUCUCCUGAGACUGUUCUGUCUCCUUGACUUCAGUCCAGGACGAACCCACACCCCAUAACCUUUCUCGUGAUCCUCAAACUAUGUAACUGGAGUGAGAGGGACCGUUGAAAGCAACGUGUCCAACCUCUCCCUUUGUAGAAAACACAACUGAGGCCAGAGACAGGGGUGACUUGCCCAAGAUCACAGAGCCCAGCUCAGCCUGCUGGCCCCUAAUGUUGCCUCAUUUCUUCUUGUCUCACAUCUUUUUCAUGGGUCCAAGAUGUAGAGGUUGAGACGAGAAUGGAGUCAUGGGUCACUUCUGCCGGUUGCAAUGCUGACAUUUGCCUGCUGGUGCAUUAAUGGUUGAACACACCUGUGUGUCCUAGGGACUGUCUUCACCCAGAGCAAUGAAUCUCACCCCCCGCUGGGACUCUUGGGGCCAGGAGUGGGCUGGGGGCUUGGGCAGAGCUUACCACCCCCGAUCCCAGAUCCUUGGACGCUCCGCUCGGCCCUGGGCUCAGCUCCACCCUCUCCCCAUCUCCUCGGGCACAUUGGCUGUGCCCAGGGACGGACACCUGGGUGCCAGGAAUAAAGGGAUUCUUCAGCCCUUCCUCCCAUGAGCAUUAAUUGAGCACCUGCUAUGUACCAGCGGAGGCUCUGGGUUUACCUCCACUUUUUACGAACUGGAUUCCUGAAAAGCCAGGGGUCGCUGACGACAACAUAUGUCAAAACGGACUUCCUCACAAAUAAUUUUAACAAGCAGAAAAUACAUUUCAUGGUUUGAAAA